Alnus glutinosa is the source of this 1772-nucleotide messenger RNA. RefSeq names its product RNA-binding protein BRN1. NCBI's taxonomy places the organism in Eukaryota, Viridiplantae, Streptophyta, Magnoliopsida, Fagales, Betulaceae. The record is from RefSeq and is a predicted model, not a curated record. Gene Ontology annotation, cellular component: nucleus; ribonucleoprotein complex; cytoplasm. Gene Ontology annotation, molecular function: mRNA binding. The transcript is spliced from 9 exons. Bases 185 to 1492 code for a protein of 435 amino acids.
GCCAUCCAGAAACCCCAUUUUUUUUCCCUGCGAAGACUCCACGAAGAACUUAAAACCAAAAAUAAAAAGGAAAAAGGAAAAAAGAAAAAACCAAAACCAAAACCGCUUGAGAGCGAAAAUCUAGAGAGAGGGAGAGAGAGAGAGAUAAAUCACAGCGAGAGAGAGAGAGAGAGAGUAGGCAUUAAUGGCGGAGGGGAAGAGAGAGAGGAGAGCGAGCAGCGAGGAGAGCGUGAAGCUGUUCGUAGGUCAGGUGCCGAAGCACAUGACGGAGGCUCAGCUACUCGCAAUGUUCAAGGAGUUCGCGCUCGUCGACGAGGUCAACGUCAUCAAGGACAAGGCCACGCGCGCCUCACGUGGGUGUUGCUUCGUGAUAUGUCCGUCGAGGCAGGAGGCGGACAAGGCCGUCAAUGCGUGUCACAACAAGAAGACUCUGCCUGGGGCAUCUAGUCCGUUGCAAGUGAAGUAUGCAGAUGGCGAGUUGGAAAGACUAGAACACAAGCUCUUUGUUGGCAUGCUUCCGAAGAAUGUUUCUGAAGCUGAUGUUUCUGCUCUCUUCUCUAAACAUGGAUCUAUCAAAGACUUACAGAUAUUAAGAGGUUCUCAGCAAACUAGUAAAGGCUGUGCAUUUUUGAAGUAUGAGACAAAAGAGCAAGCAAUUGCAGCACUUGAGGCCAUCAAUGGAAAGCAUAAAAUGGAGGGAUCAAGUGUUCCUUUGGUCGUGAAAUGGGCAGAUACUGAAAAGGAAAGGCAAGCGCGGAGGGCUCAGAAAGCUCAAUCCCAGGCUUCUAACGUGCCCAGUAUUGAUUCACAACAUCCUUCAUUAUUUGGAGCUUUGCCAAUGGGUUAUGUUCCCCAAUAUAAUGGAUAUGGUUAUCAGGCUCAUGGAACCUAUGGACUUAUGCAAUACCGCCUGCCACAAAUUCAGAAUCAACCUGGAUUUCAUAAUAUGAUUCCUACAGUAAACCAAGGAAAUGCAUUGCGUGGAAUUACGCCUGAUCUUGGCCCCAGUAUGGCGUCUAGAAAUUACGCUAUUCCUCCUGCAAGUUAUGUGGGCUCUUAUCCGGGGGUACCCGGACUUCAGCAUCCCAUGGCAUAUCCUGGAGGAAUGAUGAAUCACCGGCCAAUGAGUGGUUCACCUGGGUCAGUGCCACCUGCUGUUGUUAGCAGUAAUUCUGCGACAUCUUCUGGCAUGGGUAAAAGUUCUGGGGGUCAGGUUGAAGGUCCACCUGGUGCUAAUCUAUUUAUUUAUCACAUACCUCAAGAAUUUGGAGAUCAAGAGCUUGCCAAUGCUUUUCAGGCAUAUGGUAGGGUCUUGAGUGCUAAGGUUUUUGUCGACAAAGCAACUGGUGUCAGCAAAUGUUUUGGAUUUGUCAGCUAUGACUUACCAGAGGCUGCUCAAUCUGCCAUUACUAUGAUGAAUGGAUUCCAGUUAGGUGGCAAGAAAUUAAAGGUUCAGCUUAAGAGAGAUAAUAAAGAGAGUAAACCUUAUUGAAUUGAAGGUGAGUUAUGGAAGAAAGAAGAAUUCUUAAUGAUAUGCGGUCGCAUGCAACCUGGUCAUAUGGGUGCCACUGCAGUAUCAACAUUUGGGAUGGAAUAAAGAUAAUUUGUUGUUUUAUGCAUUGCUCCAUCCUACUUGUAAUUGCCUCAAUGGGAUUGAAAUUCCAGAAACUUGUAAUUCAUGGUGCAUUCUGUGCCAGUACAAUUUGUAAUUUGUGUAUCAUGGAUGUUCAUUUAGACAUUAAUUAUUAAUUUAUUGAUUCUUCCCCACAGAA